CCACUUUAAAAGUUUUCCUCCCGCAGCGAGCGGACACACAACAGACACAAUAAUGGAUCGUAAUAUCAGGUCAAUUUUAUAUGUCAAUAUUGGAAGAGAAACACUGGCAAGAGCGAUGAUAUUCAACAUGACAACGAUGAAAACGAAGGCGUCUUUAUAACUGGAAUAUAAUCAAGCCAUAAAUGGCAAGCGAUGAAGUGUUAUCUGCCGCGAGUGUGCGCGAAUAUUUUAUCAAGAAUGGAGGCAAGGUGAAACGAGACGACUUAUUCGGCCACUUCCGAGGCCAUUUAGACAAAUCCGACGAUCAAGGAACAUCGAAUAAUCGUUUCGGAGACAUAAUCAACUCGUUAGCUUCCGUGCAAAAUAUUGAGGGGGAAAAAUAUUUUGUGCUGAAGAAAGCUACACCCGUAACGCUACGAAGACAUGUGCGGCAAGUGAAUCAAAGGAAAGACAAGGGAGUUUCCUUGCCAGCUUCUAUGAGAAGCUUCCGAUUUUCUGCGGCAGAAGAUGCUUUUGGAAAGUUAGCAUUACCAAAUGGCAAGUCCAGGGCGAGUUUCAGUGUCCGUUCACGUGCUGGCUUUCGCUCAGAGUCGCACGAUGUAGGAAUGAGAAGAAAUAAUGCAGAUAUUGAGCAUGCUCAAGCUAAUGACAGUGGAGUUGAUACAGCUGUAUCAUCCUUGCAGUCUGAAUCACCAGGAGGUUCGAGACAAAGUUCUUUUUCCAAAAACUCUGAGUAUGAUCAAAUGUCACAGAACAGUAGUGAUACUGGAAUUUUCAAUGGGGAUGAUUAUUAUGAAUAUGAUUCACCAUCUCAUGUGCUCAGUCCUUUUGAGAAGAGUUGGAUGAUGUCGGCCAUGACUGGAAAUAAGUCAGAAAUAAUCUGUCAAAUGGAAGAAGAUCCGAGCAUUGUUAAUUUUAGGGAUUUUCUCAUGGGUUAUACUGCUCUGCACUGGGCUGUUAAACACGGAGAUGAAGAUUUAGUGCGAUUGUUAGCUAGAGGUGGCACCGAUGUUGAUGCAAAGUCUAAUGGCGGUUUUACUCCACUUCACCUGGCUUCAAUGUCUGGCAAAGUAAACAUUAUCAACAUCUUGAUCGAUGAAUGCCACGCCAAUUUUCACAUCCGUGACCACAGCGGUAGGAAGGCAAAGGAUGUUGUCAAGAAGGGUUCAUCGCAAAAAAUAAAACUGAAACUGACGGAACCAAAGGCUGCAAUUGCUCUUGGGGAAAUGUCGAAAAGAUUUUCUUCAAUUUCAAACGAAGAUUCCUCGAAUGUGGGUGGCCUCAGUAAAUAUAUGGACCCGAAGGAUUCUCCGAAACUUAAGCCCAAGCUCAAAGGGGCUGCGUCGUUUCGCUUCUUGAAGAAGCCAAAGAAAUUUAAGAAGUCAGAUCGUCCUGUCAUUGAACACUGGGACAGCUCAAGACAAGAGAGACUCGAAUCAACGCUAGAAAGUGGUGAGAAAGAUCUCCAACGAAUGGUACGAAGCAACUCGGGCAGUUUAUUCCCGACAAUGUUUUACUCCUCCAAACGAGAAGAAUCAGAAAAAAGACGUGACAAUAUUAACGAUGGCAGCGGGGAGGUUGAUGGGGAACUGGAUACCAACAGCAUAUCGAAUGAAACACGCCAAAGACUUUCAAGCCGAAGUUAUCCGGAAAACGAGUUUAGAAAUCUUUCGCGAAUCUCGGAGAGUGAUGUGCAAGAACCUGGUGGUGACAAUUUGCGGCCUAGUAUGGUGAAUAGAGCUACAUCAGAAGGUGAUGCUGUUUUUGGAUCAGACUCCAUUAAGCAAAGGUCAUUUUCAGAGGAUAAUAUUAACCAACGUCUUCAAGAUGAGCGUGUGGACCGAUCUACAGUGGACAUGACUGAAAUACCUCCGUCAGCUUCUGCAGGAAAUCCAGCAACUUUCGCAGAGGAAGUCAUUGAACGCGAAGAUGAGGAACCUUUGAGGCUUAAGAUUGACUCUGACUCUGAAAUGGAAAGGGUAGAUCCCGUCAGGAGUGAGGAAGCCAAUCUUAAGACUGUCUCAGACAAAGGUCCGGACGAAGACACUCUACAGUAUGAUGAGACUUUAAAUGAACCUAGAAAGUUAAACGGGAACAUUCCAGGUUUCCGUGAUGAUGGGCAGAGAACUACAGAUGACUUGGAAGAACGUCCAACGCAGAGCUUUUUAAAUGCACAAGGCGAAACACAACCAGGAGAAAAAUACGAAGAGCAACAAGCGAUUCAAGAGGAUGAAAAAGUUGCAGCAAACUCUGGCUACCAAAAUGGCGAAGUAGUUCCAAAGUUUAAUAAUAAUUAUAAGCAAGUGAGUGAAAUAUUGACAAGCGAAGAACAGCAGUUUGCGGAGAGCCUAGAGGAGCCUUCUCCUGUCAGGCCGCCAAGGAAGAAAGAUAAAAAGUUGAAGAAAUCUCCUCGCAUUGAAGAAAACGAACGAAAUGCUUUUAGUUUUGAAGCUGGUCAGCCGUCUAUCUCAACUUCAUAUGUCGGCGACAGGGGUUUUGACGGUAAGAGGGAAUUCGAUACAGCAACUGAAGUAAGUCAACCAGAUCAUUGGAAUCCAAAUGAUUAUGUGGAUACUCGUUCUGGUAUGAAAGACGGUGAUGUGUAUGUGGAACCAACUCAAUCAUCGAGUUCUCCAAAAAAAUAUCGUCUGCAGUUUGAUAACACAAAUUCAGACUACAGAGGAAAGAAAUACAAUGUUCGUGUGGAGCAACGAGCUGAUAUGAAGCACGACUUUACACGAGACAGCAGGAAGGGAGAACAUACAAGAAGAAAGUCUGAUGGUUUUCCCAUACAUCGAGCACACAGCGAGGAGAAUGUGUUAGUUUCAAAGCUGAAAACAAGAAGAAAAUCUGAAGGUUUCAGAGCCUCACUUGAGGACUUCACAGACCAUAGGAGGUCGGAGAGAUUUUCGAGGCAGAAAGGAAUGUCCUUAGACCAUCUAAGAAAAAGCUCUACUGAUGAUUUCAGAGACAAGCAAAGGUCAGAAGAGUUCCCAAGGCAAAAGGAGUUAUCUUUAGAUCAUCUCAGAAGAAGCUCUACCGACGAUUACACAGAUCAGCAAAGGUCAGAAGGAUUCUCGAGACAAAAGGAGGUGUCUUUAGAUCAUCCCAGAAAAAGCUCUACGGACGAUCACACAGAUCAGCGAAGGCUAGAUGGAUUAUCAAAACAAAACGAGAUGUCUUUAGACCAUCUCAGAAGGAGCUCCACAGAAGACUUCAGAGAUAAGCAAAGGUCAGAAGGAUUAUCACGACAAAAAGAGGUGUCUUUAGAUCAUCCCAGAAAAGAGGUGUCUUUAGAUUAUCCCAGAAAAGAGGUGUCUUUAGAUCAUCCCAGAAAAGAGGUGUCUUUAGAUCAUCCCAGAAAAGAGGUGUCUUUAGAUCAUCCCAGAAAAGAGGUGUCUUUAGAUUAUCCCAGAAAAGAGGUGUCUUUAGAUCAUCCCAGAAGAAGCUCUGCGGAGGAUUUCAGAGACAAGCAAAGGUCAGAAGGAUUUUCGAGACAAAAGGAGGUGUCUUUAGACCAUCCUAGACGAGGCUCGAAGGAAGAUGUCCUAAAAAUCGAUCAAGAAUUUACGAGGCGUAAAUCUGAGGACUUAAGAGAUCAAGGACGAUCAAACGAAAUGCAAGCGUUGAAAUACAGUAGACCCAAAUCUGAAGGUUUCACAGAUCAAAGAUACGAAUCUUUUAGAGAUGAGCAAAGAUCAGGAAACGUCGCGAAUCAACGAAGGUCAGAAGGAUUUACAAGUCAAGCAGACGAAUCUCUAGACCAGCUCAGGCGAAGGACGAUACACAGCCUUCCUUCCAAGACAAACCAAAGUGAGGGUCGCCAUGUUUUACCAGAAGUAUUGUUAGAUAACACCAGACGUCGGAACAGUUCUGGAUAUCAGAUGAGACCUCAGGACGAUCGUGAACCUACCAGGGAUGAUUUGGAUGGUAAUCCACAAAUAGACCGAAGAGUCCCCCCGCCGUACCGCGCUCCCCCUGGGUUGAUGAAAUCACCCUCCGAGGGUGGUUCAUAUCCAGAACAAGGCAAAGAUCGUCCAUCAUCGAGGCCAAAUUACAUGGCACCUCCCCCACCUGUUUUUAAGGAUUCUGGCUCUGUCCCUAAUCGAAAGUCAACAACGGAGUUUAGCGAUUAUUUAUCUAAAAACUUAUCUAAAAAUACUAAUUUGUUAUCUCAACCUGAUUACCCCUCUUCCCUUGAAGUGUCCACCAAAGCACCACCCCGCAAGCACCGAAACACUCCACCUUCUGAAGUUCAUCCCCCGACAGAGGUUUCACCCACCGCCCCACCACGAAAACACAGAACAUCGCUACGCCGUUCAUCGUCGGAGUCCGAUUACCACCACCACCCUCCUGAAGUCUCCCCUGUAGCACCACCACGCAAACGUCGAAAUUCUUUAACCCGCGCAUUGGAAGGAACACCCACAGCCCCACCACCUCUUCCAUCAAACACACUUCCUCUUCCGUCAAACACACUUCCUCUUCCGUCAAACGCACCGCCUCCUCCAUCAAACGCACCACCUCCGCACCCCAGUGCUCUGGAAGGUGAAGAAUACAUCCUCCUUGCACAAACGGUACAACCGCCACUUUCUGUAUCAUCAAACGCCCCAUCCCACUCCACCCACUCCCGAGAAGGUGAAGACUAUACCUACACCCAAAUUACUGCCACGGGCUAUCCUGCGUUUGCUAUGCAGACAAACACGCCACCCUCUUAUUCUCAGUCCCAAAGUAGAGAGCGUGACUUCAGACGCGAGGUGCCACCUGAUCAACAUCACCUGCCACAAAAUUCUGAACUAAAUGAACCCGUCAUUGUGGCUACAAGAAGCUUCGAACCAUCGCAAUAUAAUUCUCAACAACAGUCCAGUAAUUAUCGUCUAUCAAAGGGCAAUGAAUACAAUAAAUCAGAACUCGAUAAUUUCGGAGAUUAUUCCAGAAAUUAUCAAAGGUCAGGUGACGAUGUACCUUACCGAUCAGAAUAUGAUUAUAACUCCCAACAGCAGUCCAGUAAUUAUCGACGCUCAGCGGGAAAUGAAUAUAAUAAACCAGAGGUCGCAGAAUAUACCAGUUACAAUCGAAGAUCAGAGGGCAGUGAACGUUACCCAUCGGAAUUCGCCUACACCCAACCACAGUCCAGUGAUUAUCAGAGGUCUGUCGGCAAUGACUAUUAUCCGUCAGAAUACAAUAAGCGUAAAGAACAGUCCAGUGUUUAUCGUCAGUCAGAAAGCAAUGAAUACAGUCAAUUCAUUCCCAGUUUUGAAACAACAGCUGCCCGCGGUCAGGUUGCCACUGAUGAAAAGAAUUCAUUUCGACGAAGUACGACGGUCGAUGUGACAACUGCUGACCAGUCCCCACCCGAUGAAGUUGUUCUCGCAAGAAGUGUGCCGUUACAACCCGAACAUUACACGAAUUACUCCGACGAGGAGCAUGACGCACCCGACUAUAUUCCGACACGAAAUCAGCCAGAAAGCAGAGGUUCAGGGUAUACUAUGGAUAAGAGAAAUGGCAUGUUUGAUCAUCCACGUUUUAACAGUGAAUUCGAGUCUGUUUCAGUACCAAAAUAUGAUGGUUAUUCGGAAACAGGGCCUGUGUCGUGGCCUAAAUUUCACGAUUAUAAAGAUACUAGUACGGUUAGGCCUGAGGUGAAUAUAUCAAGGUCUGAACAAGAUUUCACAGAACCUGAGUUUAUUGUUGCUAAGCAAAUGCCUUCACGUGACGAGAGGUAUGAACCGCGUAUGCGCGGCAGCAGGGAGGAUAUGGAUACCCUCCCAGAACCCCUUGGUCAGGAAAUGAAGAAUAAGUGGGUCUCCAAUUCCUCUGAUGGAUCGAACGAGAGUGGUGAAAAUAAAAAAUAUAGAAUGACAUCAAUUAUAUAAUUCCCAUGUUCUCUUGUCCAGAAAAUAACCAGGAAGAAUGAAUCAACGACGGCUUGCACGGGUUUUGAAUAAAAUUUAGAAUGCAGUUUAGAAUGAGAAUCUUCGGAUCGCCAGUGAUGUGCGAUAUAUAGGUAAUUAUUAUCACCAGGGAUGAUUCCCUGGAUAGCAUUAGCAUAUUGUGCGAAAAGGCCGAAGUUUUGUAAUAUUUUAUCUAUUCAAUAUGAGCUACGUCACAUUACAGGUUCAGCCUUUUCGUUCAAUUCAAUGUGGUUUUUGUGUCUGUCAUCCACGUUAAGUUAUCGCUAUGAUAUUGUAGUGUGUAGGUGCGUCUUUCGAGGUUUCUACAUUUCUUAUAAGGAUUGUAUUAUAUUUAACUCUUCUUUAUUUAAAGUCUGCUCUGGGAAUUUAAUUAUAUAUUUUUUUAGCUGAUAAAUAUUAUUUUUUUAUAAUCCCAAGUUCAUAUAUCCUGUAGCAGUAAUGAAAAACUAUGGGGAGUUAAUAAAAAUAUGAGAAAAAGA
Molecule: messenger RNA, 6391 nt
Organism: Dendronephthya gigantea
Lineage: Eukaryota; Metazoa; Cnidaria; Anthozoa; Malacalcyonacea; Nephtheidae
Product: ankyrin repeat domain-containing protein 11-like
Exons: 20
Coding region: 183-5873 (1896 amino acids)
Molecular function (GO): protein binding
Source: RefSeq, a predicted model, not a curated record